Messenger RNA from Camellia sinensis, 861 nucleotides. RefSeq names its product 1,4-dihydroxy-2-naphthoyl-CoA thioesterase 1. Gene Ontology annotation, molecular function: 1,4-dihydroxy-2-naphthoyl-CoA thioesterase activity. Gene Ontology annotation, biological process: phylloquinone biosynthetic process. Gene Ontology annotation, cellular component: peroxisome. The record is from RefSeq and is a predicted model, not a curated record. Lineage: Eukaryota; Viridiplantae; Streptophyta; Magnoliopsida; Ericales; Theaceae.
CCAAUAAAGUACCCCUAUCUCUCUCUCUCUCUCUCUCUCUCUCUCAUUUUUAAAUCUACUUGGCACAACUCUUCCGCAAUACUUUCUCCAAAUUGAAGAAAAAAUAUUUCAUUUGCAAACUUGUAGUGAUUCAUCUUUGGAUUUUGAUCGAUUAAAAAAGAUGGAGCUUCCAUCAUCACCAACAGCACCACCAUCAUCAUCAUCAAAAUCAAAGACGGAGGUUGUGGAUGCUCCCCUCCAUGCAAUUGGUUUUGAGAUUGAAGAUUUGUCGCCGGAAAAGGUCACCGGCCGCCUUCAAGUCACUCACAAGUGCUGUCAGCCAUUCAAGGUGUUACACGGAGGGGUGUCGGCACUAAUAGCAGAGUCACUGGCGAGCAUUGGAGCCCACUUGGCAUCUGGGUUGCAGAGGGUGGCCGGAAUCAACCUCAGCAUUAACCAUUUGAAACGUGCUGAGCUCGGAGACCUUGUCUACGCUGAAGCCACUCCCAUCAAUGUUGGCAAAACCAUUCAGGUAUGGGAGGUAAGACUCUAUAAGGUUGAUCCUUCAAAUUCGGGAAGCAGAUAUUUGAUAUCAUCUUCAAGAUGUACUCUUCUUACCAACAUGCCUGUCCCUGAACAUGCCAAAAAUGCUACUGCAAAUCUCAGAAAGUACGCAAAAUUAUGAUUUCUUGUUGUGUUUCUCCCCUCUAAAUUCAAUAAAUGUGCUAUAAAUGGAAAUGUUGUAAACCUAAAAUAGUUCUGAUAAGAAAAGAGAGUUAGUGUUGAUCAAUGGUUCGUUACCACCAGGGAUGUACAGCUUGGCUCGGUUAAAACUUAUUUAUUUUGAAUAUCAUCCAACUUGUUUAGUUUCCCUUUUUAGAA